Acytostelium subglobosum LB1 is the source of this 1200-nucleotide messenger RNA. RefSeq lists its product as hypothetical. The annotation marks the transcript as partial. The transcript has 4 exons. The record is from RefSeq and is a predicted model, not a curated record. NCBI's taxonomy places the organism in Eukaryota, Evosea, Eumycetozoa, Acytosteliales, Acytosteliaceae. Gene Ontology annotation, cellular component: cytoplasm.
GAUAGAGAUAUAGAUAGGAUGAUAGUACAUACGGAUAUAUCAUUCCCAUUGGAGUUUCCUGUUGGCAAGAAGUAUGUGUCUGCAUUGUUCACUCUAAAGAAGGGUGAGGAUUCGUCAGUUGCUGUCGAUCAGUUCUCAAGAGAAUAUGAUAUACCACCAUACCUAUCUGUUUCAUUGUUGAACACAAUAGACACCUUCUUAAACAUAAACCGACAGGAGUAUCAUGACCGACAGGAUGAGGCUUCUAUUGAAGGAUUCCCUCUAUCAAUGAUUCAAUCAAAGACAAUGACAUUGGCGCAUCAGUACACUGAGAGAACACACUAUUGGAACAGUAUGUUGCCCAAUGAAGAGACUGCCGAGCAAAAGUUCCAGGAGGAGAGAAUCAAGAUGUUCCUCUAUCUUGUCAACAAGUCGAGCGAGUCAAAAGAGAAGAUCAUCAACCAGGAGGAGUUAUUCGCCACUGCAUUCAACAUUCUGCUGAGCAAGCGAAAAGAGGAGUUACAAUCAAUCACUGACAGUCACUCAAAGUUGAUGCAAGAGGCAGCGGAUGAGGGUGCUAAGGAUAAGAUCGAGGAAUUGAUCACUGACAAUGUAUCAAAGACUGAUGAGGUGGAGCUGCGAUAUCAAGGCGAGAUAAGUGCAAUGAAAAUGAAGCAAAAGAACGACUUUACUUCUUUCCUCAAUGAUCUCUAUUGGCUAGAGACUACAAAGGAUGAGUUGGACAAGGCCGACGAAGAUCUUUUGGUGACAACAAAGCCUCGCAGCGGCAGUAGUAGCAGUAGAAAGGGAUCAAACCCUCCUCAACCAUUUCACAGCAGAAAGCAAGAUCAGACAACACCAUCCAAAGAGUCUGAAAAGGUCAGUAUAAUUGGUUCUUUGGGACAAGGAUUAGACAAGGGCGUACAGAGAGCCUCUUCAUUCUUCUCAUUGGAUCGUUUCAAGAAGACAGUUCAACAAACACCUGGACAGCCACAAUCAUCGACACCAACAUCAUCAUCAACAUCGCCAUCAUCAACAGUUGGCAACAACAACAACAACAACAACAAUGAUGUAUCAUCAUCGUCAGGUGCAUCUUCACUCAUUGGCAGCAUCACCAAUACAUUUUCCAACAGCGUCUCCAAUUCAAAGCCUCCAAGAAAGGAAUCAGUUGGAUCGACAUUCUCACCUGCUGUCAGACCAGCCAAACAAACGGCCAUUUAA